Molecule: messenger RNA, 1422 nt
Organism: Kwoniella shivajii
Lineage: Eukaryota; Fungi; Basidiomycota; Tremellomycetes; Tremellales; Cryptococcaceae
Exons: 8
Coding region: 1-1422 (473 amino acids)
Biological process (GO): proteolysis
Molecular function (GO): aspartic-type endopeptidase activity
Source: RefSeq, a predicted model, not a curated record
AUGACUGGUCUCAAAGCAUCAGGUCUACUCGUUAUACUUUUAUCACUUCUAAGCCUUCUCGCUGCACCCACCGCUUACGCCGCAACAACACUGAAACUCUCAAAACAUGUUACCUCCAACGUAUCUGGCCCUCUUCGACAGAUACAGCGACGUGCCAUGGAACGCAGAAGUAUGGCAAAACGAGCAAUUCAUAUCCCCAUGCACAGUCAUUCGAAAACGCAUGGAAGGAGACAUGAAAAGCGUCGUGAAGAUUGGGAUGAUAUGUUCCGUGACAUCAUCAAUGGUCUCGCCCCUCGGUCAACACCUACAUCAGUAGCAGCUGUCAAAGACGCAGAUAACACGGAAGCCGCAAAUGUGAUUAUAUCCCAAGUAACCAGAACCCGGACCAGAACUGUCUCGGCUGUACAGUCGCCUACUCCAACAAGUACAGUACAAGCUCAAGGACCAAAGGGAGAGGAACCAGAUUCAAAUUUGGAUAAUACCGGUGGGUUAGCCUAUACAAUUGAUGUCAAUGUGGGGGGUGUAGAUAUUCCUGUUAUAGUCGACACUGGAUCAUCUGCGUUUUGGGUUCCGACAUCUUCGUGCGAGAGUUGCAAACAAGCAGGAAUGACGAUUUCACCGCUGGUCGUACCGACCUCAUGUGAAUCGCAGAAUAUAACAUACGGGAUUGGAUCAGCCGAAGGGUGUUACGCACAUGGUGCUGUAUCUAUUGGACCUUAUGUAGUGCCUGAUGUCGAACUUAUGGGAGUCACGGCAGUGGAUCAGGCAUUGGCUUCUUCUGGGUCCGUAUUGAGUGGAAUCCUUGGCCUCGCUGGCGAGACCAACAGUGACGGACAACCUACCAUCGUCAAAGCCAUGUAUGACCUUGGUCUGAUCAAGGCAAAAACAGUAGGAUUUUAUCUAUCAGAAGACGAGAAUAUCGAUAGUGAAAUUACUUUUGGAGACGUCACGACCAGUGAACAUGCCGACACUUCUCAGAAAGUCAUCUUGCAAUCAGUGGCAAACGAGAUGAGUCUAUACGAAGUCAAGAUGGAUUACAUGACCGUUGGUGCAGAGAAUGUUUCAGGUGCAAAAAACGUAAUUAUUGAUACGGGGAGUUCGUACAUCUACAUACCUGAAGAAGAUGCUAUGCAGAUUUACUCCUAUUUACCAUCACCUAAAAUGUCGGAUCAAGGAUACCUUUUACCCUGUUCGCCUGCCGAUGCACCGGCUUUAUCAUUCAUUUUUGGUGGUAUGACCUUUGAUCUCGACUACAAAUACCUUGUUGGCGCAAAUGCGGGAGAAGGAGAUGGUUAUUGCUGGGCUAAAAUUGGAAGUUUGAAAGGAAUGGAUACAUGGGUGAUAGGAGAUGCCUUCUUGCAUACUGUCUAUACGUCUUUCAAUGUUGGUACAAAGGAAGUCACCCUUUAUAAGCUGAAAUAA